Racocetra persica is the source of this 958-nucleotide messenger RNA. The record is from the annotation of a GenBank genome assembly. NCBI's taxonomy places the organism in Eukaryota, Fungi, Glomeromycota, Glomeromycetes, Diversisporales, Gigasporaceae.
AUGAUCAAAAUUGUAGAAAGUAAAGAAAUUAUAAAAAAUUUGAUCAAUCUAAUUUGGAAAGCAACUGAAAAAAAAGUUGUCACUGUUACUUUCAAUAGCCAGUUAUGCUUAGCAACCAUCUCCUUAGAUAAUGGAAUUAAUAUUACUCUAAAUUUGGAAGUACUAAAAGUGGUUCUUAUUAAAGAAGACAUUUUUAGCAAGAUAAUAAAUAAACAUGCUGGUUUUAUGAUUAAUGAUGGUAAUCGAGAUAAUGAAUCAUUCUCACAAGUUGAUGAAAAUGAUAAAUUAAAUUCAAAUUAUGAAGUUACUAAAGGAAUUGGAGAAAAUAUUAGUGGCGAUGACAGUAGUAAUGAUGAUUCGCCGAGAUGGUUAGAAUGUGAAGAAUGCUAUAGACCUAAAAAAGAAUUUUGUGAUCUUUGUGGUUGUUCUGUAUGCAAAUGGAAAGCUAUUUUCAAAAAGGCAUCACUUCAUCACAGUCCCGAAGUAAACAAUGAUAUUAUUAAGUCAAUAAAUGAUUAUGAAGACGAUAUAAAAGAAAAAGAACAAAUGCGAUAUUCUUCAUCUAAAACUGAACUGAUAUAUGAAUCAACAUCAUUGUGCACAAAGGUUUUAAGCAAAGAGCAGCAAAUAAGUGAAUAUGUAGAUUUAUUGAAAGAAGCAAGAAGAGAAAUAACAGAGAAUUUUCCAUCUCAUCAAGAAAAAAUAUUUGAAAUGUUUUCUCAGUAUAUCAACAAAUAUUUUAAAGAUUCCUUGGAAGCAUCAUUGGAGCCUAAACAGUUCCCAAAGAUAAUAGAAGAUAAUCAAGGCUGCACCAAAUACUUAGCAAUUUGGGAUUCACAUUUCAAUAAUUGCAAAGGAUUAAUCGAAAUUCAAGAUUAUAAAAUGUUAAAAUUAGUUUAUUCAUUGACUGACGUAUUUUUCAUUAUGCUAUCAGGAACAGUUAAACGACACAUCAUUG